This is a messenger RNA of Erpetoichthys calabaricus (reedfish), 1276 nucleotides long. RefSeq lists its product as uncharacterized. The transcript has 7 exons. The record is from RefSeq and is a predicted model, not a curated record. Gene Ontology annotation, biological process: response to bacterium. Lineage: Eukaryota; Metazoa; Chordata; Cladistia; Polypteriformes; Polypteridae. Bases 120 to 785 code for a protein of 221 amino acids.
GCGAAUGGUGCAGCACCCACAUGAGUGGCUGACGUGAGAGCGAACUGUGAAGACGAGACACGGCGCUCUUUACACUCGCGACUCCUGGCUUCUUCUUGAGGACCUUUCCAGACUCUGCCAUGGCCUCCCGUGAUGUGGUGAUGUUGUGUGUGACCUGUCUCCUGCGCCUGAGCCUUAACGUCUGGAGCAUCACAGUGACAUCUUACCCAGGGGAAAAUGUGUCACUCACCUGUCCACUCACCUCUUUAGACACCGACAGUUUCAGUAGGACGUGGUACAGGCAGCUCCGUGGCCGGCCUCCAGAGCAAUUGCUGACGACAUAUUGGUACUUCAAGAAAAACUACACCAUCCGGCACAACACCGACGACAAGGAGCACUUCACCUCCAAAAAAAAACACACUUUAAUCAUCAAGAGCGCAAAGAAGGAUGAUACCAGGAAGUAUUACUGCACUAUCAAUGAAAGGGACCAUCACAUCUUCUUCAACGAGGGAAUUGACCUCAUUGUGGCAGAUGAGUACAGCAGUUGGCUUGUUUGGAUGUCUUCUACCUUGGGCACCAUGGUGGUACUGAUGACCUGUGUCACCAUAUACACUGUCUAUAAGCUAAAAUGUAAAGAAGGCUGGCGAUCAGACAAACUUCAGAACCAGAGGGACAUGAGGAGCCGUGUAUUUGACUCUCAGGUUCUGUUUCCCAGUCAGGAGCAGCAAGGUCAUUAUCAGGAACUCUCCCACAUGGACUGUGUGUCCUACGAUGCUCUCCAGGACCACAGAAUAAAAAUAAAAUAAAAACAAACGUCGACAAAAGUGCCCAAUGAUUGGUGAACCAAACAAAAGCAGAUGAGACCUCAAGUCUUCUUUAAUCUCAAAAUGCUCAGGUCGAGGUAUUCUCUUCCAUGGAUGGCCAUUUUGAAUUUCUGACUCGCUUUUGCUUCUGCAUUCUGACUGAUUAGCGUUGCUGUACUCGUUUUUCUCGUAUCCUUGACCUUUUUAGUGUAAGGAAAUGAGUUUCUUUAUCAAGUCUUGUAGCAAUUCUCUAACAUGUGGUGCCAUUAUUGUCAACACUGAACGGGAGGGGAUUUUAUUUGCCAAAUGCCACUCGUUAUUGUUAGUUAUCUGGUGGCUGGCCACCUGUGUGAUGACAGACUCGACUCGUCAGUUGUUGAAUUCAUGAUAAUUAGCAUUUUAUCAAGUGUUAUUCCUUUAUUGGGGUGGACUCAUUUGUGCAAAUCAUUUUGUUAUAAAAUUUUUUGUACUGACAGAUCUCUUUCUCAACCAAU